Molecule: messenger RNA, 2024 nt
Organism: Vespula pensylvanica (western yellowjacket)
Lineage: Eukaryota; Metazoa; Arthropoda; Insecta; Hymenoptera; Vespidae
Product: DNA repair protein xrcc4-like
Exons: 2
Coding region: 298-1296 (332 amino acids)
Biological process (GO): positive regulation of ligase activity; double-strand break repair via nonhomologous end joining; response to X-ray
Cellular component (GO): nucleus; DNA-dependent protein kinase-DNA ligase 4 complex; DNA ligase IV complex
Molecular function (GO): DNA binding
Source: RefSeq, a predicted model, not a curated record
UCAAUUCUCAUGUAAAUAAAUUUUCAGAGAUUGCUCUAAAAUCAUCGAUAAGUGACACCGAUCUUUUUCAAGGAAUUAAUUUAUAAUAUCGUAUGAAUAAUCGAUACAUUAAAAAAUCGAGCUCAAGAAAUUGUAACACAGUUUUUAAUACUUUGUCCAAUCCGAAAAGAAGGGUCUUUAAAUAAGAGAUGACAUUUUAUUUUUCAAGAUAUUAGUGACCUAACCUUGAAAUGACUAUCCGUGCAAGUAUUACAUAUAUAUAAAGUUUAUUAAUACUUACUAUAUAUAUCAUUUGGAAUGUUAGAUAUAACUAUUGCGCAGAUAUUAAAUGAAAUUGAUCAGAUACAAUAUAUUUUAUAUACCGAAUGGACAAGUACAUAUUUCAAGAUUAUGUUAUUUAAGUCAUCUGCUGUUCCAUUAAUGGGAGAGAUGCUUACAAAUGAUAUAAAUUAUUAUUCACAAGAACAUUCUAAGUCAUUUAAUGAAUAUUUAAAAGAAACCAAAGAUGCUUUUUCUGGUAAAAAUACAGAUAUACAAUACUUUCUUCAAGAUAAUAAAUUUGAAUGGAGAAGAAAUAAACGAUGGAUUUUAGGAAAAAUUACAGUAUGUCCCAUUUCUAAUAUUAUUGCUAUAUCUGAAACUUUAUAUGGCUUAUUGAAACAACAACAACAUUUACAAGAAAUAAUUUCAAAAUUAAAAACAGAAAAUGAGUUACUGAUAAAUACCAAAAAAGAAUUAAGUGUUGAUAUAGAGGAAAUGAUCAAAAUGAAAACUAAUAUGGAAAAGGAACUGUAUAAAAAAUUUAUCUUAAUAUUAAAUGCAAAAAAGAAAAAGAUUAGGGAAUUAGAAAAUAGUUUUAAAAGUACAGAACGUGCGCAAAAGUCAAUAUAUGAUGUAAGCACAGAUCAGAGUAGCGAAGACUCUGACAUGGAUGAUAAAAGUACAAAAAAUAUUGAAUUACAUUUAGAAGAACCAGAAUCUGAUAAAUGCAUGGAUCAAAGUGAAGAUUCUGAUAAAGAAAGUAAAGAAUCUUUUUAUGUUUCUCACAAAAGGAAUAAAUUUACUAAUAGGAAUACUGUAAAUGAAAUGGAAGCAACGACUAGUACAACAAUUAAACAAAAUUAUUUUGAUAACAUUCCAAAUAAGAAAAUGAAAUGUAUAUCUACAACAUCAUCAGUAUCAAGUAACGAAAGUGAAUGUGAAUUUGAACUACGAAUGCCAGAGACAUGUACCAUCAAAUCAAAUGUAAGCCAUCUAGAUUUUGCAGAAGAAUCAGAAGAAGAAUUAUUUUCUUAAUAAAAGUUUUUAGUAUUAUAUAUAUUAUAUAGUAUAUAUAAUAUUUGUAAUUUAUGUACAAACAAUGUGCAAUUUAUUUAAUAUCUUUUAUUUAUGAAGUGAAAUUAAUGAAGUCAAUAACAAAAUGGAAACGUAAUUUUUUAAUAUUUUACUUGAUAAAAAUGUAAAUUAUACAUUUUUUUAAUCAUUAAUCAUGCAAAAUAUAUAACUGAGAGAUUUAUAUAACUUUCUGUAUAUAAUAUAUAUAUGCAUAUGUUUAUAUGCAACUAAUGCAUUAAAGAGAAAUGGAGAAAGAAAUAAAUAAAAAUUGUAUCACAUGCUGUGAAUUACUAUACAUUCUAUAUUUUGUAAAAUAACUUUAAAAAAGAUAAUUUUACAUCAUAUGAUUAAUAUUAAAUAUAUAUGUAUUUUGUUUUAAUUUAUAUUUGGUUUUAUAAAACAGCUAGGAUAAUGUUGCACAUUUUUGUAAUAUGUAUGGCCUCUUGGUUGUCUUACAUGUUCUUCUCUGAUAUAUACAUCUUUACGUUUGCUGAGACCAUACAGAUAAGUAGGAAAAUCUGGCCAUUUAGUUGAUAACAUUUUCCAAUGGUCUAUAGGACAACAAUUUUCAAAAUGAAGUAUUCCCAUUUUUUUUAAAAGUUCAGUACAUUUAGUUUUUUCACGGAUUGGCCCACCAGGUAUUUUAUAUAAUAAAUAAUGUGUCCAUGGAUAACGUGGGGGAAGACUAA